Molecule: messenger RNA, 2673 nt
Organism: Cylas formicarius (sweet potato weevil)
Lineage: Eukaryota; Metazoa; Arthropoda; Insecta; Coleoptera; Brentidae
Exons: 3
Coding region: 35-2317 (760 amino acids)
Source: RefSeq, a predicted model, not a curated record
CGUUCCUGAUUUGUACAGCCGAAGUACUUUUUCUAUGGUGCAAACUCACAGAAUAGAGACAUCUAGAAAUGGCGAAGCUGUUAAACGUUUUCGGCGGGUAGAUUGCAUAGAUUGUGCAUUUUCAUCAGAAUUUUUGAUUAUCGGGUUGAAUGGGCUCGAUAAUCGCAAAUUAGUGUUAAACAUAUGUUCAGUGCAUCAGAAAAUGGAACUUCAACAGGAUGUCUGCAUUUUGUGUACAGCAAAAACAAAAGUGGUUGUUCCUUCUCAAGCACAAGAUAUUACUUCGAUAAUAAGUUCAGUUUUGUCAGAAAAAAUAAAUCUUGAAGAAUUUCAAAACGUGCAUUCUUCUCUCAAAGUGUGCCCACUGUGUUUGCAAAAUUUGUUAACUGUAAAAAUUUUGAAAGAGAAGUUUAAUAAGAAAUUGUCCGUCGCCGCCGCUGAGUGUUGUUUAUGCAGUUGUAGUAAUCAUCUGGUCGUCCCAAGAGACUGGCAAGAAUUGGAUGAUAUUCUGGAAAAUAUAACAGGUCUUAAAAGAGGAAAGGGCAGUCUAAUUUGCUUAAACUGCAUUAAAUGCUUACAUCUUCUGGAUAGUAUAAGAGAUAAUUUGGUUAAAAAAUAUGUUCUGUUGUCUCAAAAAUCAGAAUCAGUUAGAUCUAAAAUUGCUUCAAUCAAGAAAAAGCACCAUGAUGGCAAUACAUUUAAAUGCAUAAACAACCUAGACACUGCUCUUAAACACUUGACUCCUGUAAAAGACAGCAAAUAUAACUGUGCCAAUCUUGAUGACAUAAAGCUUCUAAAACAAGUUGCAUUUGUGAAGGUGUAUAGCAUGGAGUCAAGGGAUGAUACAAGAACAAGUAAAUCAAAAAAUCUGCAUUCAUCCUUAACCAACCAUAACUUUUUCAAAAUUAAAAUUAAGCCUAAGUCCAAAAAUAUAUCUGUACAUAGAAGGUUACCACCUAAAAUUGACAAAAAAUUAAUCUCCAGUGACAAAAAUCUGAUCGUAAGGGUAGCUCGCAUGAAUUCCAAUAAUCUUGAUUUGAAAACAUCUUUAGAUGUACUUAAAACUCCAACAAAAGCAAGUCGCAAAAUGAUGCUAGAUAAGGAGACUUGGUACGGGAAAAAACGAAAAAGUGUCACAUUUGCAGAUGAGAGGAACAUUGAAAUUGAAUAUAGGAACUACGAACCAAAAAGAGAUCUUGAAGAAAAGGGAGAUUCUACCCCCUUAAAGCCAUCUUUAAAAAAAUCAGGCUUCAAUUAUGAAUAUGCAAAGAGUAAGGAGUUUGAUAGCGAUGAAAGUACUGAAAUGUGUUCUUAUGUAGAGGAUAUUAAAAAGAACAUUGACAAUAUUUUUGAUAGCUUCAAAGCAGAUUUAAAAACAACCACCAAGGGUGGUAACGAAGAAAAACAAGCGAUAGUGAUUCAUGGUGAUAAUGAAGUAGUAGAAAGUAAAGAAAAUGAAGAAGAGAUAGAUAAACAAAAUCUAGAAAAUAGAUCUGAAAGGAGUUUGGCCACUAAUAAGCAGAACGAAGUCAGUGAUGACUAUUUAUGUGCAAUAAACAGCCAUAAAAACACAGAAUCAGAAUCUGAUAAAGGGUCAAUAAUUGAAGAAGUAAUCUGUGUUAACACCAAUUGCAAACCUGUAGCGGACAAGAACCAAUUUCUAUCAACUAAAUCUGUUAUGGAAGAUAUAGAUAAAGAUAAAGAAAAUGAAGAAGAGAUAGAUAAACAAAAUCUAGAAAAUAGAUCUGAAAGGAGUUUGGCCACUAAUAAGCAGAACGAAGUCAGUGAUGACUAUUUAUGUGCAAUAAACAGCCAUAAAAACACAGAAUCAGAAUCUGAUAAAGAGUCAAUAAAUGAAGAAGUAAUCUGUUCUAACACCAAUUGCAACCCUGUAGCGGACAAGAACCAAUAUCUAUCAACUAAUUCUGUUAUGGAAGAUAUAGAGGCUGACAGAAUACAGAGUUGUCAAGAGUUAAGUUCAGCUGUUAAUAAAGGAAAAGAAAUUCAUAAGAAAACCAGUGAUGAAGUGAAAAAUCCAGGAGACAAUGUUGUCAGGACCAUAGUAGAUGGUACCCUAGAACAACAAAUUGAUUCCAGCAUUGCUAAUGAAGGGGCACAAAGAAACCUCAAUAAUGAUCCAAAUGGAGAUGAUAAAAGGAAGUUUGAGACAUCUGAUGAAGAAAAACUGGAUUCAAGUCCAAAACGCAUCAAAUUUAGUGAUGGCCAAGGUAAUGAAGACAAACUUAUUGAUUUUGAGGUCACUGACACUAUUACCCCUAAACCUCAGAAUGAACAACCAGAUAGCAGAGAUGUUUAAAUUAAAUGGCAAUUUAUAAGAAACUGACACACCAAGGUGAAAUAAAAAUCUGGUUAUUUAUCUAGUUGACUGAAAGUCCUUGUAGCAGUUUAGUCAACUUAUUUCAAAAAUCCUAAUCUGAAUUUAUUUGUCGUUCAAUGUUGUUUUUUAAGUUUUUGUAUGACGAAAAUGGUCUUGUAGGCAUUAAAUAGAUUUUUGCAAAUAUUUCAUUGUAUCAGCUUCUCAUUUUGUUAAUUAACAAAUAUAAUAGCACAUGAACUGAACCUGGCAGAAAAAUAUCACAAUUUAUUAUAAUAUAUAUUUACUUAAUUUCAGUCUUUUGAUGUUACAGGAAGCUAAUAAAAAUCUAAAACAAA